AAGAGAGAGUGGGACGAGAUGGAGCUCCGACGAGGCCGUGGGAAGAGAUGACGAUGAUGGCCGUGGGAAGAGAUGGAGCUCCAACGAUGGCCGUGGGAAGAGAUGGAGCUCCGACAAUGGCCGUUCGAUGUCCGACAGGCGACAAUGCUUCUGGUUACCACAUCGUGUUCAAUCUGCAGCAGAGCUUCUCUCCUUUUCGUUCACCAAAAGUGAUCAGAGCAAGUGUCCCUAAGCUGCUUCUUGAUUAUGUCUUCUCUGCUUCAUCAAGCCACCACCGGUGCUUCUCUGCUUCAUCAAGCCUCCACCGGAGCUUCUCUGAUGCAACGGAUCCAAGUCCAGAACCUCCUGAAGCAAAAAUAAACUGAGAGGAAAUCUGUUGAGAGGCUUGUCCCAUCUUCAUCAGCUUUUUCUUCGCUGUAAGAUUAGUUUGAUCUCACUUGACUCUCAUCAUUGUUUUUCUGUGCGUUCAAUGAUUGAUGCUUUUGUCUACAUACAGAUCAGGAACAUGGCUGAGAAAGUACCGUCAUUUAAAACCAGUGGAACUCUUUGGUUUACGAUCUCACCACCGCAUAUACUACAUAUAUCUUGCCAUUAAGACCCGCGCCUUGAUAAUUAAAUUUUUCUUGAUAAUCAAAUUGUCCUAGACACGUAUACAUACACGCAUUUUCCUUGAUAAUUAAAAUAGCCCUUCAUGGUAUUGUGCUUCAUGGUAUACGUAUACGUACACACAAUAAAAAAAAUUGUCUUAAGUGAAUGAAAUAGACUUUGCUAUGAUCAAGUCAUUCUUGUUUGGUGUUUGUUCCUGCAGAAACUCAUUCUUGUUUAUGUUUGUUCGUGCAGGAAGAAGUAAACAGUGUAAUAUCCGAUAUCCCGCGGGACGGUCCGCAAAGGCCUACAAAAAAUGCGUUACAGGAUUGGGCAGCUAUUUUCAGAACCGCAUCCUGCGCAGGACAGGCCCGCCGUGUCCCGCCCGAAGACAAACCCGCAGCGGUCCGGGACGGGACGGGAGAACCGAAUUGACAUCUCUACUAACGUGGCAGCUUCUGCUGGUUAACGUAUGAUUAUUACCGUACAUGACGUGGCAGAAAUCUAAUGGCUUAUCAGUUAUUAGGUCUGAACUAAGCCGAGCGUCUUUAAAAGACUACAAAUUUAAGCGUUUUUCCCAAAUCAUACGUAUAUUGAUACAACAAAUAUGUUACCAAUGAUUUUUUUUUUUUUUUGUGAAAAUAACAUGUUAGCAAUGUUAGUGGCU
Molecule: messenger RNA, 1252 nt
Organism: Brassica napus (rape)
Lineage: Eukaryota; Viridiplantae; Streptophyta; Magnoliopsida; Brassicales; Brassicaceae
Exons: 2
Coding region: 48-365 (105 amino acids)
Source: RefSeq, a predicted model, not a curated record